Messenger RNA from Hyaloscypha bicolor E, 1275 nucleotides. RefSeq lists its product as uncharacterized. The transcript has a single exon. NCBI's taxonomy places the organism in Eukaryota, Fungi, Ascomycota, Leotiomycetes, Helotiales, Hyaloscyphaceae. The record is from RefSeq and is a predicted model, not a curated record. Bases 500 to 1174 code for a protein of 224 amino acids.
UCGACAUCCACAUCCAUGGAACAAUUCUGAGCACGACCAUCCCGGCGGCGUUUCCUUUUCUCCAACGACGUCAGAUCCAUGGAAAUCGAUUGAACGAUGAUCUUCGCGAAGUUGGCCCUAACAAGUAUGUCCGUGGACAAAUCGGCGCCAACUUCUCCGAAGCAGGAUCUCACCACCAAUGUGCUGCGCCUCAAGAUGUCUGCAGUGCAGAUAAGCCUGUUCAACCACGGGCAGCGGUGAGUUGGCGGCGCCUUUUCUGCGCAGCCCUAAAUCUCUCACCUGAGCGUCUCCUUCUCACCUUCAUCGUUAUUGCCAUCUAAUCCUCUAUCUACAAUUUGACUGACAUUAGUGUCGUUGCGACACGAGCGUUGGCCUUCACUCCUAGGUCCAAUUGACCUCGUAUUCCUAGGCGCUACGGAUCACCAACCACCAGCCUCAUAUUUGAUUGUCGGUGACCGAGCAUCCAAACCUCCAGCUUCACUCAUAAAGACACGCCGAAAUGGUAAUCUCAGACGCAUUCCCUCAUUUCGGCCCCACUUCUCUUCCAUACUGGCCUCCCACCACAUUAUCUACGAGCUCGAGUCUCAACAGAGAGCAAGCGACAACAAGCCUCACCACAUCGAGUAGCUAUUCAAGUCCAACCAGCGGACCUUACAUUGAUACACACAACCAAAAUGUCUGGGGUGGUCUUGCUUCCGGUGCGAAAAUAGCUAUUUGCCUCGUGGUCGUCGGUAUUGGCAUCAUCGUCCUGGCCUCGAUUUGGUGUUGCUGCGGAUGCUGCAUUGGAGGCCGGCGUUGUGGGAAGAGACAGAUACCUCCGGGACAAGGCAAUCGUGGUGAUCUGCCAUUGUCCACGAUGCCUGGAGCCGAAAGGAGAGGACGGCAAGACGACAGAGCUGUAGAUGGAGAUCUACCUCCGCCGCAGUACGAAGAGACGGCCCCGCAUCAACAUCAGACGAUUGCAGGCGGCAUCACACAUGUGAGGGAGGAGGAAGAAGGGGUUAUAUCUGAUGGGAAGACCCCGUUGAGCGAGAUUCCUUUUGAGGAUGUUGUGCUCGAUCACCCUGUGUCUGCGGGCUCCGCGUCGGGGUCUGGCUCGCCCAGCUCAGCCCGGGAAUUCGCAGUGAGACAUCAUGGGCUGGGAGGAGAUACACGAGGGCAUACGAAUUCGUGAAGAGUGUGGGAGAGGGGGAGGAGUUUCAAUUCUGGCAGGGAAAAGCUUCAAGGCUGGCUUUGCUCAGCCUUGAGAAUACAGGCGUCGAUCGCCGAUAUGAA